GAGUUUACAUGUGUUAUUCAAGUGAGAAAAGAUUGUGAGGACAAGGGUGCAUGGACAAUCCCCACAAAGAGCAACGAGGAGGGAAUGUACACUGCGAGUAUGGACUUCCUGCGUGAGGCGGAGAACCAAUGCAUCCUGCAGAACCCCGUCCUUAUCACCUGCCCUGUUCGUCUCAUUCAUGAUCUAAAAGAUGAGGACGUGCCCUGGCACAUCUCCAUGCAAGUUGCAGAGCGUGUUCUAAGCCCCGACGUAGACAUCAUUGUACGCUGCCAUGGUGAGCACCACAUGGCUGAGAAAGAUGACAUCAAACUUAUUGUCCACACCAUCGAUGACCUCAUAGACAAGCUUACCACUAUGGUGUGAUCCACAAUUUAGGAUGGGGUUACCAAACAACCUACCUUAAGAUCCUCUCUUACUUUAUUUUGCCAAACACCCUCUUACCAUUUUGUUGUGAACUGUUGCAGGGAAAAAAAGGGACAAACCCUAAAACCUUAUUCUCUUAUGCUUUAUUUUACAUGUCUUUUGCAUGUUUACUCAGUGCAACCCUGUGCCAUUCAACCCUUUUGGAAAGCUGCUUCUUGUCUAGCAGAAUGGUUACUGCCAGUUCUGGAGUCUGUAGAUCUCCUGUGCCUUUUUUUUUUUUCACACUGUUUUAUGAAAAUAAAUCCUUAGUAUAUCAAUA
This is a messenger RNA of Myxocyprinus asiaticus (Chinese sucker), 682 nucleotides long. RefSeq names its product palmitoyl-protein thioesterase ABHD10, mitochondrial-like. Gene Ontology annotation, cellular component: mitochondrion. The coding region runs from base 85 to 363 and encodes 92 amino acids. The transcript has a single exon. The record is from RefSeq and is a predicted model, not a curated record. Gene Ontology annotation, biological process: protein depalmitoylation. Gene Ontology annotation, molecular function: palmitoyl-(protein) hydrolase activity; hydrolase activity, hydrolyzing O-glycosyl compounds. NCBI's taxonomy places the organism in Eukaryota, Metazoa, Chordata, Actinopteri, Cypriniformes, Catostomidae.